This is a messenger RNA of Echinostoma caproni, 345 nucleotides long. Lineage: Eukaryota; Metazoa; Platyhelminthes; Trematoda; Plagiorchiida; Echinostomatidae. The record is from the annotation of a GenBank genome assembly.
AUGAGUCAGUCAACGGAAUCCACGCGACCGGUGUUUCGAGUCAAGAGACACGGGGCCGUGACCCAUGCACCAUCGGAACGUAGAGUGGGCACCAACCAUAUAUCCCCGCUUACGCAACCAAAUGAACCGUUGAGAAGACGCUCCCUGUCAACACCGAACAAUAUGGCCAUCAAUCCGCAUUUGGCUUCGGAUCACGCCAACUCCAAAGAGUCCAGUAAAAAGCUUGGGCCUUCUGAUGCCAUCACAACUCCAACACAUAACGCUGCCUCUGCUGCUGAUAAUGAACAGCUGAUUGAGCCAGCACCAAUUCGGCUCAUGGCAACACCAGUUGUGAAAUGCUUCUAG